UUGGAUUAUGAUCAUCUCCCUCACCAAGCUGUGAGUCCCUAGGGACGGAGUCUCUCUAGAUCACUGAUGUGCCCCCAGCACCUGGCACAGAGGUGGGCACCAGGAAACACUAAGAAGGAUCCCAAGCCCUUUAAAGCCAAGCCAUUUUGAGACAAACGGGGCCUGUGAGACUGAGCUUUACAUGAGAUGAAGGAAUUGCUGUAAAUUUGGUUAGACAUGAUAAUGGUGUUGUAAUGGUGUUUUUCAAAAUGUCUUUAUCUUUUGGAGAGACUGUUGAAGUGUUUAUAGGUGAAGCAAGCAACAUGAUGACUGGGAUUUGCUUCAAAGGACUCCAGCCAAAAGUAAAUAAAUACAAUAAAUAAGCAGUCUUUUGUGAAGGAACAAAAGAACAAGUAAAUCCCAUUCUGCUUGUCUGUUCCUGUUGACAGCUACAAGUCCCUCAAGGAUGCUGGCUGUCCCGGAGAUGGGCCUGCCGGGGCUGUACAUUGGUUCCAGCCCAGAGCGAUCACCAGUACCUAGCCCACCUGGCUCCCCAAGGACCCAGGAGAGCUGUGGCAUUGCCCCCCUCACACCCUCACAGUCUCCAAAGCCAGAGGCCCGAGCCCCCCAGCAAGCCUCCUUCUCCGUGGUGGUGGCCAUUGACUUCGGCACCACAUCCAGUGGCUAUGCCUUCAGCUUUGCCAGUGACCCUGAGGCCAUCCACAUGAUGAGGAAAUGGGAGGGUGGGGAUCCAGGCGUGGCCCACCAGAAGACCCCUACCUGCCUGCUGCUGACCCCAGAGGGAGCCUUUCACAGUUUUGGCUACACUGCCCGUGAUUACUACCACGACCUAGACCCUGAGGAGGCACGGGACUGGCUCUACUUCGAGAAGUUCAAGAUGAAGAUCCACAGCACCACUGAUCUCACCUUGAAGACCCAGCUAGAGGCCGUAAACGGAAAGAAGAUGCCAGCCCUGGAGGUGUUCGCCCAUGCCCUUCGCUUUUUCAAGGAGCACGCCCUUCAGGAGCUGAGGGAGCAGUGCCCGUCUCUGCCAGAGAGGGACACUGUGCGCUGGGUGUUGACGGUGCCUGCCAUCUGGAAACAGCCGGCCAAGCAGUUCAUGCGGGAGGCUGCCUACCUGGCUGGCCUGGUAUCUCGAGAGGAUGCAGAGCAACUGCUCAUUGCCCUGGAGCCUGAGGCUGCCUCUGUCUACUGCCGAAAGCUGCGCCUGCACCAGCUCAUGGACCUUAGUGGCCGGACUCCGGGGGGUGGGCGCUUGGGUGAGCGCCGCUCCAUUGACUCCAGCUUCCGUCAUGCCCGUGAGCAACUGCGAAGAUCACGCCACAGCCGCACAUUUCUGGUGGAGUCAGGAGUGGGAGAGCUGUGGGCAGAAAUGCAAGCAGGAGACCGCUAUAUGGUGGCCGAUUGCGGGGGAGGCACUGUGGACCUGACGGUGCACCAACUGGAGCAGCCCCAUGGCACCCUCAAGGAGCUCUACAAGGCAUCUGGUGGCCCCUAUGGCGCUGUGGGCGUGGACUUGGCCUUCGAGCAGCUGCUUUGUCGCAUCUUCGGUGAGGACUUCAUUGCGACCUUCAAAAGGCAACGGCCAGCGGCCUGGGUGGAUCUCACCAUCGCCUUUGAGGCCCGCAAACGCACGGCGGGUCCGCACCGUGCGGGGGCGCUCAACAUUUCACUGCCCUUCUCCUUCAUUGACUUCUAUCGCAAGCAGCGAGGCCACAACGUGGAGACGGCCCUGCGCAGAAGCAGUGUGAACUUCGUGAAGUGGUCCUCUCAGGGGAUGCUCCGGAUGUCUUGUGAGGCCAUGAAUGAGCUUUUUCAGCCCACAGUCAAUGGUAUCAUCCAGCACAUAGAGGCGUUGCUGGCGCGGCCAGAAGUGCAGGGUGUGAAACUGCUGUUUCUGGUGGGCGGCUUUGCCGAGUCUGCGGUGCUACAGCAUGCAGUGCAGGCAGCGCUGGGCGCCCGUGGCCUGCGCGUUGUGGUCCCACACGAUGUGGGCCUCACCAUCCUCAAGGGCGCUGUGCUCUUCGGCCAGGCCCCAGGCGUGGUGCGGGUGCGCCGCUCGCCUCUCACCUACGGUGUGGGCGUGCUCAAUCGCUUUGUGGAUGGGCGCCACCCUCCUGACAAGUUGCUAGUGCGCGACGGUCGCCGCUGGUGCACCGAUGUCUUCGAGCGCUUCGUUGCGGCAGAGCAGUCGGUGGCCCUAGGCGAGGAGGUGCGGCGUAGUUAUUGUCCUGCGCGCCCUGGCCAACGGCGCGUGCUCAUCAAUCUGUACUGCUGCGCCGCCGAGGACGCGCGCUUCAUCACAGACCCCGGCGUGCGCAAAUGCGGCGCGCUCAGCCUCGAGCUCGAGCCGGCCGACGGCGGCCGGGAUAGCACCGGUGCAGCCCCAGGCCGCCGCGAGAUCCGCGCUGCCAUGCAGUUUGGCGACACCGAGAUUAAGGUCACUGCUGUGGACGUCAGCACCAAUCGUUCCGUGCGCGCCGCCAUCGACUUUCUUUCCAACUGAGGGCUACUCGCCCCGCGCUCUUUCGAUCCCUGGGUCAGGAGAGCGGGGUGGGAGCUGAGGAACCGGCCAGUUCCGAUGUCAGCGCCCCUUCCCUGCCCUCCAUCCUCGAGAGGUGAAGUCUGGAGGGAGGGAGGGACAUAUGGAGACUCGCUUUGUGAUUGGGCUUUGGUCCACUGAUUGGAAGGCUGAAGGGCCCCCGCCAAGAACCAAGAACUUCUGAAAGGUUUGCAAGAGGGAGGGCCCAGACUGGCAGGGUGUGUGUGAUCCCUUAGAGAAUGCAACAAAAGACUAAGCCCUGGCCUGAACAUGGGUUGGGGGAGAAGCAGCAGCAAGAUAGGUUGCCAGGUGCCACUGCAGGAGGGAGGUUGUGCAGGGCCUGGGCCUGAAGGGCCAGAGUUCACUAAUUGAUGGGCUGCUGCCAUAGGGGAGAGCCAGGCAGAGCAACCCCAAACCACAGGAAAAUGACAAAUGGACAUUGGAGAGACAGGUGUUAGUAACACCUUCCUGGAUAUGCUGACCGCCUAAAUAUGACUCUUACUCACAGAAAGGGCAGUAGCUGACUAGUGGGGAGGAGGGCACAUAUCAUAGUGAAGGCAGCUUUGGGGGGUGUGGAGAGGACAUGCUCUGGAGCCUAAAGACAGCUUGUGAAUGACCCACCCCUUUCAUCCCCACCACCUGAUUGGAUGGGCAGUUGAGGGAGGGUAAGGACAGAGGGAGCACUGAGGGAUGGUCCCAGCUCUGCCACUGACUCCAUGUGCCAUUAGGACAUUCCCAGAGCACCCACAGGCCUGCUUCCCCAAAUGUGAAAUGUCAGGCAUCUCUCUCAAUCAUGACAUGCAACACCCACCCUGCAGCUUACACCAAGAUGACAAUAAAGCAUUUAUGCUUAAGGGCAAGCCACAGCCUGCUGGUACCACACAAGUGGGGACCCUAAUAGUGGUAGUACUGUAGAAAGCAUGAGUUAUGGAGAAAGAAGAAAGUUUUCAGCUGUGCACAAGGCAGGGAACCGGCCAUAAGGGGGUGCUGCUGUCAAACAUCCCAAAUACUUCCCCACUCCUAAAGACCUCUCCCUGGCCAGGGCAGAUACCCAUCCCCAGUUAGCCCCAGGCCUAAAAUGCCACCACCUGUGCACAGCUCUUCUGAGGCCAAGGUGCUACAUUACCACUGGCUGUUCUUGCCUCCUGAAAGGAUGAGUUACCCAAGUCCUUGCCUGGCCCAUCUGUGAGGUAUUAGACAAUCUUGAGACCAGAGAGAACAAAAAAACCCAUGGCCAUGUAUCCAUUUAAGUUUUUAUUUCUUAUGGGUUCUAACCCAACCAGUCAUUUAAAAACCAAGUAACUCAGACCUGAGGGGUAGGAGCUGGGAACUGCGCCUCCCUCCUACUCACAUGGGUAGCAGUGGGGAAGAGGCAGGGGUGGGAGAGGUGGCUGAGGCAUCCAGGCAGCAGCAGCAGUAAUGGGGUGUUGGCGUCACAGAGCCACUCAGUCCUCUCCCAGACCCUGACUGGAGCCCACAUGGCUUGGGAUGGAGAGUGGGUAGAACCCACCCCAGAAUCUCCCCUUCCCCUCCUUAGAUAGCCUCCUUGGGGGCUCAACCCAUUUCUUCUGGCAGGAGACUGAGGCACACGGAGAGGAGGAAGUGGGAGAAUAGAACACAGGAGAGGCAGGGUAGUGGCAGAAUGAAGGCAGAGGUGAAAGGUGUGGGCGAGGCCCCAACACCACCCCUUCGCCCACCUGGGGAUGGGGUGAGGAAGCCACAUCAUCACGCAGCAUGUUGGGAGACCAGGUGGGGUUUAAGGCUGAGGGGCCCCAAGACAGGUCGGCCGGGUGCGGGCCUCAGUCGAAGCCAUGCCAGUCACUAUGCUCAGAGUCGUACUCCAGCUCUGCACCCACACACUUGACACCGUCCAGUAGCAUGGGUGUGCCGUGGUGUCGGUCUGCAAAGCAGGCAUGCAAGCUGGUGUGUCCACUGUGCCCUGGCCCCACCCCAAAGGGUCCUCUCUGCCCUAGAGAUCAGGUAGUGGGGGCCACUGGGAGGACCUGGGCUAAAAAGUUGGGACCCCAUUGGAUAAGGAUCCCCGAGGCCAAUCUUGCAUCUGCUCCCUUCCAGCCAGAUCUAUGCCUCACACUCACCCAUGACACGUGCCUGUACCGUCACCCGCACACAGGCACCAGUGCCACCCUCGCAGGCUAGGAGCAUCUCCUCUUUGAGGACGCCCUCCUUGUGUGCCGAGUACUCGCACUUGAUGCUGUAACCUGCCCAGAGACAGGGGACAGGUGUGCCAUCAACACCUCCCACAGCUUCCCAAUCCUGUCCCCAACACAUAUGGCUAUCACCCAUCACAUGACAUGCUAAGCCUCCCAGAGAAUGGGGCAAGAAUGGCCCCUUCAGAGCCCAGACACACAUCCCUAUUGGUAAGAUGUGCCUAGAGGCCUAGGAAGCUUCCCUUUCUUCAAUGAGCUCAAUGUGCCUCUGGCCUGCAGGCCAUCCCCAGCAUGGCUCUCAAGGUGAGGCAAACUCAAACUCAGGCUUCCAAAAGAAGGACCUGUGUAUUCAACACAAAGGCAGGCAGUGAGGGGGUGAUGGAGAACAAGGGAGGCAGGCAGGGUGGAAUGUGAGCAGGCUGUGGCAAGAGCAAGGCAAAUGCCUAAGGCAUGUUGCUUGGAGUCCACUGGAGGACAAGGUCAUGAAAAGGUAGAGAAAGGGGGACAUGACACUGAAGCUGGGGUCUAUGGGCAGUACAUGGAAAAACUGACACCCUAGCCUCUUCCAAGCUGAAGGUAGCGGGUGGAGCAGGGCCUGAGGCCAGCAGGGUUGGGAGAAGCAGUGUGAAACCCAGAGCCUGGGGCUGGUGGGUGCUAGAAGUUGGCCACACAAAGUUCUGCGUCUCCAGCAUAUUUUUCUCGAGGGCAGGCAGGAGGGAGGGUUGGAGGCCCAAAGCCAGUGGUUCCCAUCUUGAUAACUUCCCCACUAAGGAAACCAUCAGGCAAUGGGCAGAUGUAGGCCUGCAGUGUGAAUUCAUUGGCUUCAGUCAAAGAAGGGAGGCUUGGGACAUGCAAACUACCAAGUUAUCACUGCAAGCUCUUAAGAAGUAUGUGUCACUGACUUGAAGUACCCCAUAUUCUCACUCUCACUCACAUCUGGGACCUACUGGAGGAGGGCAGGCCUCCAGAACCCCAGGAAGGGACACACCUUCAGGGAUGGGCAUGACGCUGAGGAGCUUGAGGUGAAGGCUGGGAACAGGUGCCUCCCGUAUGUCCUUGCUCAGCCUGCGCACUGGGGGCAGAGUGAAGGUAAUCUCAUACCUGUGCAGGAUCUUCAGGAAGCCAACCUGCAGCAGAAAGGGGUGAGAAGACAGGCACCUCCAGUUACUGAUUCCCUAAGAGUCCAUCCAGGCCAUGCUGCCUAUGAUCCUUGUGGACCACAACACCUGCUUCUCUGGAAGCCUAACUCCUUCCAUCACUUUAGCUAGACCCCUAGUCCAGUGGCUUCAGUCCCUCUGGCAGAAUCCCUUCCCCUAAAGGCCAGCACAAUCCUCAUCAUCUGUCAAGGACCCCACAUUCCUUAGUGGCCUAUUUUAUAAAGAAGAUUGAAGUCAGAAAAUGAUAUUAUGUGACCAGGGAAAAGUCUUCCCUAGAUCUCUUGGCCACUCUUGCACGUAAGAGCAUUGGCACAUAAGGCACUAGCCUCUACUUUGAGCCAUAUGGAGGCUCCAAGUCCCACAACACAGACCAUCCACCUGUCCCCACUACUACCAGCACCUAUUCAGAACCAGUAGCCCAGGGUCCUCCAAUCCCUAAUAAGGAGACACCAGGUAACACAAAACAGUGUGGAUGAGGGAUAGAAUGAAAUUAGGUAAGUAGACACCACAGAGUAGGGGUAUAGUUCAGUGUUAGUUCAUGCCUAGCAUGUGUGAGGCUUUGGAUUUGAUCCACAGCACCAAUUAAAACCCAAAAUGAACUCCAGACCAGCUGUGUAAGUCCACAGCUGGCCCACAGACCUGACUUCUGCCUGUCUCGCUGGCAUCAGAUACACCUACCUGCUCACUCAGAGGCCCCUAUUCAUGGCCCAUGGAAUUUGUUGUUGUUUAGUACCAAGAAUUAAACCCAGAGGUGCUCUACCACUGAAAUACA
Ictidomys tridecemlineatus (thirteen-lined ground squirrel) is the source of this 6639-nucleotide messenger RNA. The record is from RefSeq and is a predicted model, not a curated record. NCBI's taxonomy places the organism in Eukaryota, Metazoa, Chordata, Mammalia, Rodentia, Sciuridae.